AUGGAAUGCCGAUUAGUCCUGAACAAUUGUUCAGAACAUGAUAUUCCGAAUAGUGUUUUAUCCGGUGAACUUCAGCAAAAGCUGAAGUUCUACAAAUUUCGUCGUGUCCAGACAAAAGCUGGUAAAUCGCUGUUUUACUUAUUCUUCAAAAAAGAACAAGACACGUAUUACGCAUUGCAAGCAGGAAAAUUAAUUAAAAAUAUAUCUCUGGUACGUUAUCGUCAUCGGAAUAUGACUCCUGCACCUUUAUGUCGUCCUGAUGAGAUUUUACCAACUGAAGCACAGUAUCAACCAGUACCUUCACAACGUACUGUUGAUGCCAUUCGAUAUAACUUUAGUAAAUAUAUAGAUAAAUUUUCAGAUCGAAAUAUCUUUAAAUUAUGUGUUAAACGUUUAUCAGAACAAGCAGUUGUUCAACGUAUGAAUAUCUCCGAAAGUAUGUUGCUCUAUCUAAUUGAUUUAAGAUAUUAUUUUCUUGCAUUGUUUCAGUAUAUGAACGGAACUGCAAGAUUAACCACUGGUGGUGGUUAA
Adineta steineri is the source of this 531-nucleotide messenger RNA. The record is from the annotation of a GenBank genome assembly. NCBI's taxonomy places the organism in Eukaryota, Metazoa, Rotifera, Eurotatoria, Adinetida, Adinetidae.